Messenger RNA from Symbiodinium sp. CCMP2592, 1071 nucleotides. The record is from the annotation of a GenBank genome assembly. NCBI's taxonomy places the organism in Eukaryota, Dinophyceae, Suessiales, Symbiodiniaceae.
AUGAGCGGGGUCGAUGUGCGUGUGCAUGUCGCGUCGCACCAGGUUUGCCAAGAAUCUGACUUGGACAAGGUCGCUUCAAAGGCUCCUCGAGCCGUGGUGGUGAUUCCGCAGCUGGCCGACGAGGAGAGCCCGGAAGGCUGGCAAGUCCUGGGGGAGACACCGCAAAGGGUGGAAGCUUCCGUGCGCGAUAUGCUGGGAAAGGCAUUGCAUGACCUGCAGCACGAGAUUCCAGAGCACCUGCAGGAGCACCCGGCAGUGAAGGCCCAGUGCUUGAAGUUGCAGGACUUGCUCAGUUGCAACCAAGAGUUCGGCAUUGAACUGCGACACAUGGACGGUGAGGAUGGUGCUGUCCCGGCCUGGGUAGAGACCUUCUUGGAGGGAGGUGACCCGCGAGACCACGCUGCUUCGGAAUGGAAAGAUCCGAUUGAGGACACCCGGCUUGAUCGUGACCGCCGUGACCGUGCUGCAGAUGCAGAGCCUGCAGAGCCCACAGAACUGGGCUCGCCCGCCUCGCUGAAGCGCUGCGUCAUCGCACCUGGAAAUGGCUGCUCGCCGAUCAAGGAGGCGAAUUGGUACUUUUGGCUGGCGAAGAGCUUGAAUGGCAAGAAGCUUUUUCAGGAGGAGGUUGUUCUUCGGGACUUCCCAGACCCUUGCGAGGCGAAGCGUGAGAUCUGGCUGAAGUUCAUGAAGGAGGAGCUUUUGGUGGGACCUGACACGGUGCUUGUCGGGCACUCCAGCGGUGCGCAAGCAGCUAUGCGGCUGGCGGAGGAACAGAUCAUUGGUGGCUUGGUCUUGGUGGCUGCUUGCCACAGUGAUUUGGGAGAUGCAGGAGAGCGCGCUUCUGGAUACUACCCGCCAAAAGGAGGGCCGUGGAACUGGGCCAACAUCCGAAGAAACACCGGGUGGAUUGUGCAGCUGCAUUCCACAGACGACCCCCUGGUUCCUGUCUCGGAGGGGCGUGUCGUGGCUGAGGAGCUCCAAAGCAAAUACAUCGAGUUGAGCGGCCGGUCCCAUUUCUUCGAGCCCUGUAAGGAACUCUUGGAGGCCAUUUCUGGCAAGCUGAAGCAGUGA